This is a messenger RNA of Dinoponera quadriceps, 2363 nucleotides long. It is a transcript of the gene Rpb5, whose product is annotated as DNA-directed RNA polymerases I, II, and III subunit RPABC1. The record is from RefSeq and is a predicted model, not a curated record. Bases 151 to 783 code for a protein of 210 amino acids. Gene Ontology annotation, molecular function: DNA-directed RNA polymerase activity; DNA binding. Gene Ontology annotation, biological process: DNA-templated transcription. The transcript has 2 exons. NCBI's taxonomy places the organism in Eukaryota, Metazoa, Arthropoda, Insecta, Hymenoptera, Formicidae. Gene Ontology annotation, cellular component: RNA polymerase I complex; RNA polymerase II, core complex; RNA polymerase III complex.
GGAAAUCCCUUAAAUGGACUUCUCCCCCUUAUCCAUAAACUCCGCUUACAUUCCAUCCUUACAUUCUUACAUCCAUGCCUAAUGAUCAUGGAAUUUCGUUAAUGGGUAAACAUAGUAAGAAUUAUUAAAAGAUAUCAGUAAACAUCAAACAUGGAUGACGAAGAUGAAACUUACAAAUUGUGGCGCAUUCGGAAGACGAUAAUGCAGUUGUGCCACGAUCGUGGAUAUCUCGUCACACAAGAUGAGCUGGAUCAAACGAUAGAACAGUUCAAAGAAAACUAUGGAGACAAACCCAGCGAAAAGAGACCAGCCAGGAGUGAACUUAUCGUCCUUGUAGCGCACAAUGACGAUCCCACGGAUCAGCUAUUCGUUUUCUUCCCCGACGAACCAAAAAUUGGUAUCAAAACCAUCAAGACUUAUUGCCAGCGUAUGCAGGAAGAGAAGAUCCACAGAGCGAUCAUUGUGGUCCAGCAAGGCAUGACCCCAUCAGCCAAACAAUCACUGACAGAUAUGGCACCGAAAUAUAUACUGGAACAAUUCUUGGAGUCAGAGCUAUUAAUCAACAUUACCGAACAUGAGCUGGUACCUGAACACAUUGUCCUGACUCCGGACGAAAAGGAAGAAUUGUUAACAAGAUAUAAAUUGAAGGAAAACCAGCUGAUGCGAAUACAAGCUGGUGAUCCAGUAGCACGUUACUUUGGUUUAAAAAGAGGACAAGUUGUAAAAAUUAUUAGGCCAUCAGAAACUGCUGGUAGAUACAUAUCCUACAGGCUGGUCUGCUAAUGAGAAAAUGGAGACAAAUGGUAUUGAAAACAAAUCACAGUUUUAUUGAGAUUGAAAAUAAAAAUGAAAAACAUCAAUUCAAAACUCUUGCCAUUUAUUGUACCAGCAUGUUUUAUAUAGCAGUAAUCGUCGCAAUCAAUGUUGUACCAUCGUGCUAUACAGUUGAAUUGCAUUACGAAUGUUAUUACUAUAUUAGAAACCAUCUGGCACCGGAUAUUAAAUGAUCAGCAGUUGGUGAAUAAUAAUAUGAUUCUCAUUUUGGUAUAUACGAUCUGUAUAUUUUUUUACUCUUCCCAAUAAUUGUCGUACUUUAAAUGCACUUGUAGGGCGAAUACACACACGUAUAUGCGUAUCUCACUCGCGUAUUUUGACUCACAGUCGAUUAAGAUAUAACUUAAGUUUACGGAAACGACGAUCGUAUAAAAGAUCGCGACGUGCGAUCAUCUGUCGUGGGCGAAAACAUUCAUUUUGUUAUUCUUUAUUAUUAUUAGUAUUAUUAUUAAUAUUAUUAUAUAUUGCUUGGUCCAAAAGUAUCGUGCUAUACAGUAUCCUGAAGUAAAGGUAUAUUAGUAGCAGGAUUUUCUUCUCGAAGCAAUUAUAAUUUGGUUAAUUCGCUAAUUGUUAAUUAUUCGUUAAGUCUCAAAAUAAUUCCACUAAUAAUAUAGAUAUCCUUUUAUAAAUUUCAUUUGAUUGUGAAGUAUGCUUUCAAAUUACACAUUUGUAAUGUAGUCUUUCUUCUCUUUUAUUCUCUUUACCCGUUUCUUUUUAUUUCUUUUUUUUUAAUACUGUUCAAUUUGCUCGUGAGAGAAAAUUCAAUCGAAGGCAUGAUUAGACAAUAGCAGUCUAUCAACGUGAUUAAAUGAGCAACAAUCGCAAAACUCAAGUCCUUUGACCCCAAAGGUACAAGCAAUCCUUACAUUCAUAGAUACUUAGAUCAUUAAGAUACUUAAGCGUUCUCGAGAGAAAUAGGGAGGAGGAGAGUUUCUCUCCCUCGAGUUCCAAUCCAAUACUACUACAAUUAGACAUCCGAAUCUAAUAUUUAUCAUAGUAUUUCAAUCCUAAUGUGUAUAGGGAAAAAACGUCGAGCAUCGUUAGCAAGCCGGCGAAACGACAAGAAAUAUCGAUCACGAGACGCGUUCUCUCUCUAUAUCGAAAUUUCCACGAUUUUCCGCGUUAACGUGUUUAUCGUGGUCAGCUGAUAAAGCUAAAAGCGUACAUUAGCAGGAAGUCUCUCGAACACGAUUAUCGGCAACGUGUACAAGUGAGCGAUGAACCGACCGGUACCGCUCGUUAUUCGACAAGAUAAAACUGUCGCUGCUAGUAGAGCGCGUUAUCUAAAGGAGUUAUCGUCGUUGGGCGCAAGUAAACAAAGCACGAAGCGGCUAUAUAUAAUUAAUAUAAUAUAUUGUUAUUAAUAAAAUGUAACAUAACGCAUUAAUAGUCAUAAUAAUAACCAUAAAAGAUAAUAAUAUUAAUAAUUACACAAUAAUAGGCUACGAAUUUUUUCGUUAUUUAUUAUUUACGCAGUAAAUAAAGGAAGAGUAUAGUUCGUCGAAAAGAAUGAUUAAAAAAAAAAAAAA